Loxodonta africana (African savanna elephant) is the source of this 11475-nucleotide messenger RNA. It is a transcript of the gene SMAD5, whose product is annotated as SMAD family member 5. Bases 3761 to 4660 code for a protein of 299 amino acids. NCBI's taxonomy places the organism in Eukaryota, Metazoa, Chordata, Mammalia, Proboscidea, Elephantidae. The record is from RefSeq and is a predicted model, not a curated record. The transcript has 6 exons. Gene Ontology annotation, cellular component: heteromeric SMAD protein complex. Gene Ontology annotation, molecular function: I-SMAD binding; RNA polymerase II cis-regulatory region sequence-specific DNA binding; DNA-binding transcription factor activity, RNA polymerase II-specific. Gene Ontology annotation, biological process: cell differentiation; BMP signaling pathway; SMAD protein signal transduction.
UUUCUUUCUGACUUGCAUUUAACUGGAUUUAGUAAUUAAAGGUCGUAUUAACCUUGUGUUUUCUUCUUAAAGAUUUUAAUUCUAGAAGGAAUACUAGAUUUUGAAUUUAGCUUUUUAUGUGGAAGUGAUAUAACACCCACAUGGCUUAUUCCAAUUCAUUGUUCAUUCUAAGUACCCAUACAUACACUAUGCUGUCUCUGUGGAUGACCUGUAUGUGUUUUAAGUAAGGCUUAAGGUCUGUGUAUACACUCAGUCCCACUCCUUUUUGUCAAGAACUUUGUUCCUACAAUUAUCACCACUCUCUGUAGCAUCAUCUUUCACCUUAAGUAGUCUCCUAAUUGAUCUCCUGGCCUCUCUUCUUACCCCACCCCCGUUUGGUUUGUACACAGCCACUAGAACGAUCUUUAAAAUACAUAUAUCAAAUCAUGUCAGUCCUUACUCAAAACACUUUAAAGGUUUUCUGUGACACUUAGAACAGAUUCCCACAAGGCCCCUCCAUGAUCUGUCCUCUGGCUUCCUCUGUUUCUUGAACUUUCCAUGCUCCUGCGUCCAGGCUUUUCUUUUUGCUGUUUCUACCACGCAGAGUACUUUCUCCCCCAGGAUCUUUUCAAAUACCCUAAUCAUAACUUAACUCUUAUACUAUGUAUAUAUUUUGUUUAUUGUCUUACAUGAACAGGGACUGCCUCUGUUUUGUUCACCACUGCAUACCCAGUGCCUGGAAUAGUAUUACCUGGGAUUUCAGAGAGAGAGUGUGUGUGUAUGUGUGUAUACACAUACAUACAUAUAUAUACACGUUUAUGUAAUGAACGAAUUGUAUAAGCUGAGAUACUAGCUGGGUGUAUUAGUUAUGUAUUGCUGCAUAACAGAUUACCACAAACUUAGCAGCUUAAUACAACACACGUUUAUUAUCUCAUAGUUUCUGUGGGUCAGGAGUCUAGGCAGGCUUACCUGGGCCUUUUGCAAGGCUGUAAUCAAAGUGCUGGUCAGGGCUGGACUCUCAUCUGAGGCUUGACUGGGGAAGGAUCUUGUUUCAAGCUCAUGUCAUUGUUGGCAGAAUUCAGUUCCUUGCGGGCCAUUGAAAUCUUUUGCUGGUUGUUGGUUGGAGGCUGCCUUCAAUUGUUUGCCACAUGGCCCUCUUCAGAGGUAGCUUGCAUUCAUUCAAAGUAGUUUGCUUCUUCAAAGCCAGUAAGAGAGUCUCCUCAUAAUAAGGAUGUUAUAGUCUUAUGGAAUGUAAUCAUGUACAUCUUGUCACCUUUAUUGUAUUGGUUAGAAGCAAGUUACCGGUCUUACCCUCAAGGGUGAGGGGAUUAUGUGUCCACACUUAAGGGGGCGGGGAUCAUUCAAGGGCAUGAACACCAGGAGGUGGCAUCAUGGAGACCAUCUUAGAGUCUAUUUGGAACAUUGGGGUUCAGUUGGAGAUAAGGCCAAAAAUGAACCAAACCAAACCUGUUGCUGUUGAGUUGAUUCUGACUCAUAGAGACUCUAUUGGACAGAAUAGAACUGCCUCAUAGGGUUUCCAAGGAGCUGCUGGCAGAUUUGAACUGCUGACCUUUUGGUUAGCAGCCUCAGCUCUUAACUACUCUGCCACUAGGGGACUGUGAAAAUAAUGUUGAAUGUGAAUAUUACCAAAAACAGUAGCAAUGAUGAUGGUUGGACUCUCAGGGAAAGUUCAGUUUAAGAGUUUAAAAAUGACCAGUUGGUAUCUGAGGUAACUGUCAGUUUCUUAUUGAGUCCAAGGAGAGUUUUAUCCUAAAGGCACUGGUGAGGAAAGGAACAUGUGAGAAUUUAAUAGAGAAGUAGUCUGAAAAACUGCCAAGCUUGAUACAUGCUGGAAAGAAAGUCUUAAGAAUAUAGCAUUUUCCCUAGAGCCAAGGUAUAGCUGGUAAUCACUCGGUAGAAAUGUCGUAUUUUUUCUAAUUUCUUUUCCUCAGCUAUGACUCAUUCUACAGAAAAGACUGGGGAAUAGCUCUGAUACUUUUAAAUGACUCUGGAAAUCAGACCCAAAAUUUCCUGAAAGAAAUGUAUUUUUUAGUGAUUUUCUGUCCUUUAUUUCCUACAUCUAGUUGGUUAUCAGGACCUUGGUAGUUUUAUUUUGAGACUAAUGACAUGACUAUAUGUUGUACUUCCACUACCACCAUCAUAAAUUAUUCCUUAAAUGGAUUAUUAUUGCUUUAAGAUAAAGUGUUGCUACAAGCUCAUAACUGGAUUUUUUCCAGCACCUGUAGGUUGGUGUCUGUUACUAAUUUUGGAAAACUCUCAGCCAUUGUUACUUCAAAUAUUUCUUCUGUUCUUUCUCUCUUUCUUCUCCUUCUGAUAUUCCUGUUAUGCAUAUGUUACACCUUUUGUAAUUGUUCCAUCCCCUAAAAAAGAAACCUGUUGCCAUCAAGUCGACUCUGACUCAUAGCCACCCUAUAGGACAGUGUAGACCUGCCCCGUAGUUUCCAAGGCUGCAGUCUUUACUGAAGCAGACUGCCACAUCUUUUUCCUGCGGAGCGGCUGGUGGGUUCAAACUGCUGACUUUUCGGUUAGCAGCUGAGCAUUUAACUACACCACCAAACCAAAAAAAUUAAAAAAACCAAGCCCAUUGCCAUGAGUCAAUUCUGACUCAUAGCGACCCUACAGAACAGAGUAGAACUGCCCCACAGGGUUUCCAAGGAGCGGCUGGUGGAUUCAAACUGCUGACCUUUUGGUUAGCAGCCAAGCUUUUAACCACUGUGCCACCAGGGCUCCUUAAUUGUGCCAUAGCUUUGAAUAUUUUGUGAUUCUCUGUAUUUGCCUGUGUGCCGUCUAGUUUUGGGGGCAGCAGUUUGCCCUGUGACCUCAGUUCUCCAAUGGAUCUAAGAAUAAUUGUUGAUUUUUCAGUUCAGUUUUUCUCUUGUGACAAUAGGAGUGACGAUUUCCAAACUCUUUACAUGUUGGACUGGAAACUGGAAGUCUCAGACCAGAAACUGGAUUCUUUGCGUGUAGUUUACCUAGUAUCUAAAACUGCCACAUGAGUCUUCUGAAAGCUUGCUUUUAUUAAUGUUUACAGACUUAGUUGUUUCCCAUUCAUCCAACAGACAGUAAAUACCCUGUAGUAGGCCAAGCUUUGGAGAUACAGAGUCACCUUGAAGAUCUCCUGGUUGGCUGUGGAGAGGCAGACAAGCAAAUGGACGAUUCUGAAUGAGGUGUGAGUGCUGUGAUAGAAGUGUGCACAGUAUGCUUGAUAGCAGAGAAGACAGGUAGUCCGUAAUCCUUUGGCUGAUCAGCAUCUGUAUGAUCUGCCACCAUCCUCUAAUCUGUUUAGUUCAUGCAUUCUCAGUGGGGAUGAUAUUGUCCCCAGGGGAAUGAAAAUUGGUUCUUGAGGGGUAAAAACCUUAUUUUAUGUAUAAAGCACAGAUAUACAUAUAGUACAUAAACAGAUACGGUAUAACUGUCGUAUUAAAAUUUCAUGGGUGCGGAAAUGAGGAAAAAAUAUCUAAAUAGGCUCUUUAGAGAGGGUGUUAAUGAGAAAAUGACUGAGAAACACUAAUUUUGUUCAAUACUAGAAUAAACCUCUUACCUAAUCAGGCAUGAGCCCCUGUUGCCACAUGAUAGUUUUUCCUUCCUUAAUUUAUUUACAUUCUUCCUUGGGUCUGGAAUUUAUUCUUAUCCAGUACUGAAUUUCUACACAACUUCAUGAUCUGUCUUACCUCCAGUAUUAGUGCCUCGUCAUAAUGAAUUCAAUCCACAACAUAGCCUUCUGGUUCAGUUUAGGAACCUGAGCCACAAUGAACCGCACAUGCCACAAAAUGCCACGUUUCCAGAUUCUUUCCACCAGCCCAACAACACUCCUUUUCCCUUGUCACCAAACAGCCCUUAUCCCCCUUCCCCCGCUAGCAGCACAUAUCCCAAUUCUCCUGCAAGUUCUGGACCAGGAAGUCCAUUUCAGCUUCCAGCUGAUACCCCUCCUCCCGCCUAUAUGCCACCCGAUGAUCAGAUGGGUCAGGAUAAUUCUCAGCCUAUGGAUACAGGCAGUAAUAUGAUCCCUCAGAUUAUGCCCAGUAUAUCCAGCAGAGAUGUUCAGCCUGUUGCCUACGAAGAGCCCAAACAUUGGUGUUCAAUUGUGUACUAUGAGUUAAACAACCGUGUUGGGGAAGCCUUUCAUGCAUCUUCUACUAGUGUGUUAGUAGAUGGAUUCACAGAUCCUUCAAAUAACAAAAGUAGAUUCUGCUUGGGGUUGUUGUCAAAUGUUAAUCGUAAUUCAACAAUUGAAAACACUAGGCGACAUAUUGGAAAAGGUGUUCAUCUGUACUAUGUUGGCGGGGAGGUAUAUGCGGAGUGCCUCAGUGACAGCAGCAUAUUUGUACAGAGUAGGAACUGCAACUUUCAUCAUGGCUUUCAUCCUACUACUGUCUGUAAGAUUCCCAGCAGCUGCAGCCUCAAAAUUUUUAACAAUCAGGAAUUUGCUCAGCUUCUGGCUCAGUCUGUCAACCAUGGGUUUGAGGCAGUGUAUGAGCUCACCAAAAUGUGCACCAUUCGAAUGAGUUUUGUCAAGGGCUGGGGAGCAGAAUAUCACCGACAGGAUGUUACCAGCACCCCGUGUUGGAUUGAAAUUCAUCUUCAUGGGCCUCUUCAGUGGCUGGAUAAAGUCCUCACUCAGAUGGGCUCCCCUCUGAACCCCAUAUCUUCUGUUUCAUAGUGCAGAAGUAUUCUUUUCAAUUGUAUUAUUAGUGGACUUCUUUAAUUUUAGAGAAACGUUCAGUACAGAUACUGUGACCUUACAUGGAAAACAGAUAUUACAACAUAUUUUUUUCCUACAUAAUUGUGACCAAUACAUUUGUAUUUUGUGAUGAAUCUACAUUUGUUUGUAUUCAUAUUCGUGUGAUUAACUUUCAAAAGUGUUGUAAAAGAUGCAGAGUAAGUAUUAUGCCCCAGUUCAGACGUUUGGCAUUGAUCUUAAACUGGAAUAUGCUUUUUUGCCUUAUUGUCCCAUCAGGGUUUUUUUUUUUGUUUUGCUUUGUUUUGUUUUUGAAAAGGUAAUCCAUCACAUGAUGAAAAAUUAUAAUAGUAUAAAAAGGUAUGCAGUGAAAAGUAAGUCUUCCCUCCUACUCUUGAUCCUCCAGAAACUGUAAUUUUAUUAGUUUUUUGUCCCACCGACUUUAGAAAAGUAUAGUUCAUUGUUUUGCAAAGCAUAUGGUAGGGGCUUAAAGGAAACUAUUAAAUAUUUUAUUUGAAGGAACACUGCACUACUCUAGUAAGUAGUGUUCAGAAAAAGCAAAAUGAAACUUUUCUAAAUGACAUCAUGAAAUUAACAUUUAAUACAUCUAAAUGUUUGUCAGUGUAAUGUGACUUCACUCAGUAUAUCUUUUAUAAAACAUUUCCUUUUUUUAAAAAAAUUAUUACAAAAAACUGAUCGCUAGUAUAUGUCAUUUACGCAAAUUCUGUCAUAAAUACUACUUUCUAGCUAGUGACAGCGCAUGCACGGCCUUGUUCAGCUAUGUUUGCUGCUUUUGGCCAAUGUUGCAGGAACUCUAAUUUUGAUAUGCAUUAGGCUCUUAUUUUGCACUUUUAUGGGUUACAGUUUUUAGCAUAACCUUUGGUGAAACACACUCAAGUGACUUAGACUUAGAUGCUUGUCCUUACGUCCUUGGUACCCCUUUUGUAUUAACAAACACUGCAAUUUAUAGAUUACAGUUGUAGGAAGUUAGCUUUAGUCUAGCUUUAGUUUUAUUUUCAAUCUAGAUUAUAAGACUGUUAUUCUCUAGCUCCAAUUUAAGGUGCCUUUUUAAUUCCUCACAAUUUUAUGGAUGUUAUUAAUGUUGAGAAACGUGCUUAAUCCCAUUGCUCUUACUGUCAUCAGUCUCCCUUGGAAGGACUCAUGCACUGUAGCCAUGCGAGGCUCUCAGAGGCUGUUCACUUGGGCCUCAAGGAUGAGGCUACUGGUGUGAUACUUGAGUGAAUCAGCGGUGGUUGUUGGCCUAGCUGAUUUUAAAACAUUCAUGUAUCAAAGAAUGCAGGCAGUUCUCAGUUACCAUGCACACUGUCUUCCUCAGUUUUUUAGUACCAGCGUGGAUGCUAGUCUCCCAGAACACAAUCCUGAAAGACAUGACAGCUCUGAAAUGCCGAUUUCAUCAGUUGUGCUUAAAGGCUUUGGAUAAAGGACUCUUAACCACUUUUUCUGAGGAGCAGUCAGAUGGGUACGUAGUUAAGGCAUGAGCACGAAGACAUUAUUUCGAGAAAAUGAACUGAUUUCCUUAUCAGAAGAAGCUUUAUUUUUUGGUGCCUUUUGAAAGUAUAUGGAGCCCUGUCAGUCUUCUGUUUGGUUUGGUUUGACUGUAUACUUUGCCUUUUUAUGAGAAGAAAAGUGCAUUUUUGAGGAAAGGAGAACGCGAUGCCUUUUGUUUUCUGUGAUAUUAUUUAUUGCUUUUACAAAGUGCAGCCAAUGGAUGGUUAAUUCUUUUUGAUAAAGUGCCAUAUGUGUUUCAGUUCACAGUCCUUUGCUGGGGAAAAGGAAUAAUUUCUCCCAGUCACUGAGCCGUAAACAUAACUGUUAACAUGACGCUGCAUUCUCAGCCUUUCAGAGUUGUGUUGGCCACAUGAAAGAAGAUUGUUUGCUUAGUGAUAGAACAGCUGUUUUCAUUGUUUUACUCACCAGGCUUCAUGGCAAACUCUUUGGAACAGGUAUUUAGAAAAAGUCACCCAAAUUGAAUGGCAGAUACAUGUAAUCAACUUCAGUGGGCUUCAACUGGUGGAAACAGUUGAAUUGCCUUUAUUGAUGUUUCCAAUUGAGUUAAUUAAAAAUCGUUUCUAUUUGGAGUCAAUAUUCAGGUCACUGUCUUUAGAGUAAGCAGGAUUUUCUGUGAUUGGCCUUUUGUUUUCUCUAAGGAAUUGUGUCUCAUGAAUGAGUAUUGAAGCUAUUACUAUUAAAUGUUUCGUGGAAAAGUAUAAGCCUGUUGCAGUUCCCAAAAAAGUUGUCAACUCCACACCCCUGGAUUUUGAAUAAAAACUUCUUUCAAUCCAGUUGCUUUUGUAAUCCCUUAGGAUCCCCAUAUAUCCAUGGAUGGGAAAUAAAAAGUGUCAGUGGGAUAAAAAGCUAAGUAAAAUGCCGCCCAGUGAAAAGAAAGCGCCUCUAAAGCCAUUUCAGAAAAGUUUUAAGUUUUUAUUUAAUCUCCAGAAUGGUUGUUAGUCAAAUUUAUGAAAACAUUGGCAUCGCUAAAAUAAUCACAUUGUAUAGCAUGUCCAACAUAUUAAUAUGUACCAACUGGAAAGACAGAAUUUGAGAAUAAUAAAAUUGUAGCCCAUUUGGUAAACAGAAAAAGGGAAAUAGAAUCAUAAUGUAUUUCAGUAAUGAAUUAAAGCAACAGAAAAGAUGUUGAUUGGAAAAAAGCAAGAUUGAAAGGUAGAUUUGACUAAAAUCUCUACAUAGUAAUACUGUUAUGGUCUAGUUUGUAUUGUCUGGCCAAAGUUCUGGAAUAUAAAGUAGAAGGUAUGUUACUGAUCUACUGAAGCUAAAAACACCUUUUCUCUUAGAGAAGAUAUAAGAAAGACAUCAAUCAGAAAUGCCACAUACAUGCAUCAGAACAUAAAUAAUUUUUUUCCAUUUCAUUGUUAUAUAAGAAAACUAUAAUAGAAUUGGCCAGGUUUUUGAAGUGAAAUCCAGAGUAAAUAACUAGGAUAGGCAUUCUAUAAGCCACACUUAAUAGUACAGAAAAAGGAUGUAGCUAUUUUAUACUUUUCCUAGCAUUUGAGAGUAACACAUCCUUUUAGGAUGUAAAAUAAUAAGUAUUCGACUCUGAAGUCUAUUGUCAAGAUAAGAACUGGGACUCACAUUAUAGUGAAACCUGUGAGAGCCCAGACUUGAUGGGACUGCCUUGUUUUCCUGGGUCACGCAAGUUUUCCACCUUUGACAAGGUACAGUCUGAUCACUUUUCUGUUGCUUUCUGUUGGUGGAAAAUAUUUGGAUUUUCUUUGUCUGACAGGUUUCACCUUACACAGGUUCUGGCUUUUGCAGGUUUUACUGUAAAACCCUAUGUAUUGCCUGAGGGUGCCUCCAGGAAACUGUUCUCUUGUAAUAGUGUUCUGUUGGAAGAGAAGGUUUACAGGAAAUAAAUAAGCAAAUAAACCCUGUCAAUAGCAGAGAAUACUAAAAUUCGAUAGUGCCUAUUAAUAAAUAAACCCUGUCAAUAGCAGAGAACCCUAAAAUUCAAUAGUGCCUAUGAAAGUGCUGUACUUCUGCAGUGGAGAACAUGUUCGUUUAGGGCUGUUUCUUUAUACUUUUUUUAAUAUUUUGCUUAAUAGGACUUUGAAUCAGUAUCCCUUUUUCAUUUGAAAUACAUAGUACAUCUCUUUUGUACUUCCUUAGGAAGGAAGAACCUUUUGAUUAUUGUAUUCAACCUCCAGUGAUGACUUCUGUUCUGGACCUACUCUUUCGAGGGUCAGAGCCCUUCUUUGCCCUGUUAAAGCCUCGCUUAAUUUCUCAGAUAGGAGUGUUUCUCUUCAUACUUAUCAGCUAAAUAAGGAUUUUGUUCUUAUGAUAGUAGAUAGCCUGGUGAUUUUUAAAAGUGUUUGGUGAUUUUUCCGGGAGGGAGUUUUCCUGAGUGUGGUGGUUUAUAGGUAAUCUCAGAUAUUAACUAAGGCAGUUUGGGGGGAAUAAUCUUAGGUUUGAUGCCUCCUUCCUCCAGAGCAGCAGCAUUUUCCUCACUGGUACAGGUGGGAUUCUUGGGAGUUUUGCUUCUCAAAAAGAAUGCAUGUAUGGAAAGUUAUAAUCAAGGCAUUUCUUCUGCAUAAACAAAGAAUUCUACCACCUGGACAGAAACUUUGGACAGUUCUUUGGAGUUUGCCGGAUUGCAGUGUAGCAGGUCCUUCUUACAGGAAGUGAUAGUAUUUAGCAAGCCUUUAUCAUACUGGAUUGUUCAUUACAGAGAGUUAUCUCCUAAAAUAUAACUUACCAUUAACAUGACACCCUGAAAUUGGAUGUUUUACCAAAACUAGUACAAGGGAUUUCACACAUCAGUUUUUUUUUUCCUCUAAUUUUAGUAGAGUACAUUUUUAAUAUUCACUGGUAACAAUUGAUGUAAAACUCGUGGUGAAUUGUUUUGUUGAAAAUAUCCAGUCCUAGAAGAGAAUUCGUGUAUCAUUCAUGACAGAGUGAAAAAAGGUUUGUGUGGUUCUUAUUCAAAUAAUUCAGCAUUUAAAAUUCUUAAAAUAAUUAUAAACCAUUGUUCUUUAAGGAUUUGUUUGAGCAUGGUGCCAUCUUAAUCUUAACACUAGCUGGUAUUAACUGACAGAACUCCAGUGAGGCCAAGUUCAUUGCAAAGGAAAAUGGUCUUUCAGAGUCAGAUUUUUCUUUCUAAUACCAUUGGAGAUGAUACUACUUUGAUUUAUUCAUAAAGUCUCUGAUUAAAUGACUUUUAACUGUAGGAACUCUUGAAGAUAAUCGUUGGGCAAGUGAUUUUCUUUUUAACAUGGUUGGUUUAAGUUGCAUUUUGAGAUUCACUUACUAAAAUUGGAUAUGAUUUGUAAUCAUGAAUACUGAAUGUUUGUAUGUGUGUGCCCAAGUUCUCCUAAAAAGGUUUUUCGUAUGCAGAUGGUCAAGACCAAACCACUGGCUGCACUGUGGGUCUGCUUCGUAUUUGUACUUGUUCUGCUUCUGUUUAUGUUGUAGAAAAUGAAAUUCUAACAACAUGCUUCAAUUCCGAUACCUUUUCGAUACCUAUAAAAAUAUAUUAGGUUUUACCAUAUUGUGCUUUUCAAAGCCAUAACUCUUAAAACACUUUGUUUUUGCAUAUUGUUUGCUAAUACUUUAUUUUAAUAAACCUCAAAACCUGCUUAACAUGUCUUUUUUUUUUUUUUUUUACUUCACGUGUUCCACUGAGUGGAGUUUAACCCUAUUGUCAGUUGCUGCGACCUGCUGUGUUACCUGUUUGUGCACGGGUGACAGAAAAAGAACGUGCCAUGGCUUUCCACUCAUAAUAAGUUUUGCUCAGAGUGAUCAGUCUUUUUUCAUUCUGCUUGCAAGGAAGUUGGUGUGGUUUUGUUUUAAAAAGUGAUUUGGGCCUAGAGGCUGGGUUUUUUUUUUUUUUUUUUUUUUUAAUUUUAACCAGCUGUUUCCCUUCUCUGAAUCUCAGUAGCUAUAACUGAGAGGAUUUGAUUGGAUGAUUGGGAGGCAGAAUAGGAGAGCUGGCUAUCUGUACUUGAGUGCUAGACUUCGGAGUCGCUUAACCAUUCAGCACCUCAGUUUUGUCAUCUGUAAAAGUCUACUUCAUAGGAGUUGGGGGAAGAUUAAAUAAUGCAAAUAAAGUGUGAAGAAUCGUGUGCGGUACAGAAAACAUACAUUUUUUGUUGUUAUCUGUUAAAUUUCUUCUAGUUCUUUGACUCAGAAUUAUUCCUGAUACUGCUUGACGUUGGUAGAUCAACGUUUAUCUUAAUUUUUCGAAUUAGUCUUGUUUUUCUUAUUUUCUCGUGUCUUUUUGUUUGUUUAAAUCUUAAAUCACAUACUGGCUGUAUCAUCCCCACCAUGGUGCAUACUUUCACCACCCUCUGUGUUGUAUAUACAAGAAAUACAGUCUUAUCUAAUUAGGAAGGGGUGGUGAAAAUUCAUGUGCCCCAGCUAGAAUAAGUAGAAAAACUCAAAGGAAAUAUUCUAAAAGAAUAAAUAUGAAAGCUCUUAUUCUCUUUAGGAAAAGACUUCCUCAAAAGGAUCCAAUUCUGCAAAUAAGUUCCUUCAGAUGCCUUUUUAUUUGAAGUCAGGCAUUUAGUAAGGUAUUUUGUAGCAGUUUUACUGGCUGUUUUAGAAGCGUAUCUUUAAGAACACAUAUGUGUCCUAGCAAAGGAUUUCAGUGAGGAGUGAGAGUUUUUCGCUUUUCUCCGACUUCCGAUAGUUUUCAAAUUGCUAUAGCUGAAAUAGUUUAGGUGGUGAGGGGAUCAGUCGUGAUAUCUGCUUCAGUUUACUUUCAGACAGAAUACUCAGUGGCUAAUGCUAUUCCAUAUUAUAGCAGCUUUGCUGCACUUUAUAUUUUACAGAUAUAAGAAGGCUGUCGGCAGGCUGAGGCAGUACUUUCAACAAAGUACUUAGGGCUCUGUAGUAUAUACAUGGAGUCCCUGAGUAGUGCAAAUGGUUAAGCGCUCAACUACUAACUGAGAGGGCGGUUUGAGCCCACCCAGAGCCACCUUGGAAGAAAGUGCUGGCAAUCUGCUUCCAAAAGGUCACAGCUUUUAAAAGUCUUUGGGGCACAGUUCUAUUCUGCAGCACAUGGGGUCGCCCUGAGUCAGAACCAACUCAGAGGCAACUGGUAACAUAUAUAUAUAUAGUUGAAAGGAAGCAUUAAAAAAUGUUUUUUUCUUUCCCAUUUAACAUUUUAAAUAUUACUGUGUGUUUUUGUUGAAUUUGUUGUAAGGCCGUCCUUAAUAAACUGACUUAUAAAAAAGAAAUUGUGUUCUUUCCUUUUAAAUCACUUCCCCCGACCCAAAAAAGGAGAGUGGGGCUAUGGAGAAAAUUUAAGGAUUUGUUGGCAG